This is a messenger RNA of Rotaria sp. Silwood2, 303 nucleotides long. The record is from the annotation of a GenBank genome assembly. NCBI's taxonomy places the organism in Eukaryota, Metazoa, Rotifera, Eurotatoria, Philodinida, Philodinidae.
AUGAAAAUAAACACUCAUUUGGUUUGGUUACUAUUAGCAUUUACUAUUGUUUUAAUCCAUGCACGAAAUGUUCAUUAUGAUUUUAAUCGUCAAUUAGAUGAUGACGAAUAUAAUGUCAAUACACAGGAAAGACAAAUGUUUCAACUCAAUCGUAAUAUUGGCAAAUCACCAUUACUUCGUAAAACUUUAUUCGAUCCUUUUACAAGUGAAGAAAAUAUUCUAAAUCCACAAGAACGAUCAUUAGGUACUGCAAGAAGAGCUCAAUCCAUUGUCAAAGGUGAUCCAAGAGAAUUUAUGGGAUAA